AUGAGAAAAGAAGCAAGCAAAACAGCAAAAAAAGCAAGUAAUAAAGAAAAGCAGCAAAGAAAGCAAUAUAGCAAAGAAAAGCAAAAUGGCAAAGAAAAACAAAGUGGCAGAAAAGCAAAGCAGCAAAAAAAAAGCAAAGCAGCAAAAAAAAGCAAAGCAGCAAAAAAAACAAAGCAGCAAAAAAAAGCAAAGUGGCAAAGAAAAACAAAGCGACAAAGAAAA
Molecule: messenger RNA, 222 nt
Organism: Racocetra persica
Lineage: Eukaryota; Fungi; Glomeromycota; Glomeromycetes; Diversisporales; Gigasporaceae
Source: the annotation of a GenBank genome assembly